This is a messenger RNA of Peromyscus leucopus (white-footed mouse), 3427 nucleotides long. Its product is annotated as protocadherin beta-18-like. The record is from RefSeq and is a predicted model, not a curated record. Lineage: Eukaryota; Metazoa; Chordata; Mammalia; Rodentia; Cricetidae. Gene Ontology annotation, molecular function: calcium ion binding. Gene Ontology annotation, biological process: homophilic cell-cell adhesion. The transcript has 2 exons. The coding region runs from base 192 to 2591 and encodes 799 amino acids. Gene Ontology annotation, cellular component: plasma membrane.
ACACAAGGAAAAUUAACUGAGACUGCACCAGGCGUCACUAACCAAUAAAGGAAAAUCCUGACCGCUGGGAGAAAAGCCGAAGCUCCUCAAGACUGAGAAAGGAAAAAAUAUCCUGGAUCCUUCCAGUUAAGUGGAACAUCUGAGGUUUAUGACUGCUGGGAGCCGUGGCUGGGACCUGUAGGGAGGAAACAAUGGCAGCCAGAAGGUCAUGCUUCCCCGGACAAAGGCAAGUGCUAUUUCUCUUUCUGUUCGGGGGACUGUGUUUGGCAGGUUCUGAGUUUGGACGUUAUUCAGUAGCCGAGGAAACAGAAAGGGGAUCAUUUGUGGCGAAUCUGGCAAAGGACCUAGGGCUAGGGGUGGAAGCGCUAGCUGCAAAGAGAACCAGGGUGAUUUCUGAUAAUAACAAACAGCCUUUGCUCCUGGAUUUUCACACCGGAGACUUGCUCACAAAUGAGAAACUGGACCGGGAGAAGCUGUGUGGCUCCACAGAACCCUGCAUACUGUAUUUCCAAAUUUUAAUGGAUAACCCCUUUCAGAUUUACCGGGCUGAGCUGAGAAUCGUGGAUAUAAAUGAUCACUCACCUGCAUUCCAGGACAAAGAGAUGAUUUUAAAAAUACCAGAAAGCAAAGCUGUAGGAGCAGCAUUUCGCUUAGAAAGAGCCCUAGACUCAGAUGGAGGACGCAAUGGCAUCCAAAACUACACCAUCAGCCCCAACCCCUUUUUUCAUAUUACAGUUCAUAACAACGAUGAAGGGGUGAUAUAUCCAGAGCUGGUGCUAGACAAACCUCUAGAUUGGGAGGAGGAGCGGGAGUUCAGUUUAACACUCACAGCAUUUGAUGGCGGGUCUCCGCCCAGGUCUGGAACAGCCACUAUACAGAUUCUGGUCAUGGACAUCAAUGAUAAUGCCCCCAAGUUUUCCCAGGAACUUUAUCAAACCCAGGCACCAGAAAAUAGCCCAGUAGGACUUCCUGUUGUUACGGUCUCUGCAGAAGAUGUAGACUCAGGAGUCAAUGCAGAAGUAACCUAUUCGUUUUUUGAUGCUUCCGAAGAUAUUCGAGCAACCUUUCAAAUCAACCCUUUCUCCGGGGUAAUCGUGCUCAAAGCCUUGCUUGAUUAUGAGUUGGUAAAGUCCUACAAGUUAAAUAUACAGGCAGUUGAUGGUGGGGGCCUUUCUGCUAGAUGUAUGGUUCUAGUUCAUGUUUUAGACAUCAAUGACAACCCCCCUGAACUGAUCAUAUCAUCGCUUGUCAAUGAAGUUGUUGAGAACUCUCCUGAAACUGUGCUGGCAGUUUUUAGGAUUAACGACAGAGACUCCGGAGAAAAUGGAAAGACGGUUUGCUACAUUCAAGAAAAUCUGCCUUUCUUUCUAAGACCCUCUGUAGACAAUUUUUACAUCCUAACGACAGAAGGAGCUCUGGACAGAGAGAGCAGAGCUGAGUACAACAUCACCAUCACAGUCACCGACAUGGGCACACCCAGGCUCACAACACAGCACACCAUAAGGGUGCAGGUGUCUGACGUCAACGACAACGCCCCCGCCUUCACACAAACCUCCUACACCCUGUUUGUCCAGGAGAACAACAGCCCCGCCCUGCACAUAGGCACCAUCAGUGCCACAGACUCAGAUUCAGGCUCCAAUGCCCACAUCACCUACUCUCUGCUGCCCACCCACGACCCUCAGCUAGCCCUCGACUCGCUCAUCUCCAUCAACGCAGACAAUGGACAGCUCUUUGCGCUCAGGGCGCUGGACUACGAGGCCCUGCAGACCUUCGAGUUCCACGUGGUCGCCACAGACCAAGGCUCUCCUGCGCUCAGCAGCCAGGCGCUGGUGCGAGUGCUGGUGCUGGACGCCAACGACAAUGCGCCCUUCGUGCUCUACCCGCUGCAGAACGCCUCUGCACCCUGCACAGAGCUGCUGCCCAGGGCGGCAGAGCCAGGCUACCUGGUCACCAAGGUGGUGGCAGUGGACCGCGACUCUGGACAGAACUCCUGGCUGUCGUUUCAGCUGCUCAAGGCCACAGAGUCCGGGCUGUUCAGCGUGUGGGCUCACAAUGGCGAGGUGCGCACCUCCAGGCUGCUGAGUGAGCGCGAUGCUCCCAAGCACAGGCUGCUGCUGCUGGUCAAGGACAAUGGAGAUCCUCCAAGGUCUGCCAGUGUCACUCUGCAUGUGCUGCUGGUGGAUGGCUUCUCUCAGCCCUACCUGCCUCUGCCAGAGGUGGCGCGCGACCCCGCCCAGGAUGAGGAUGUGCUCACUCUGUACCUGGUCAUUGCCUUGGCUUCUGUGUCUUCUCUCUUCCUGUUGUCUGUGCUGCUGUUCGUGGGGGUGAGGCUGUGCAAGAGGACCAGAGCGACCUCUCUGGGUGGCUGCUCUGUGCCUGAGGGACACUUUCCUGGUCACCUGGUGGAUAUCAGUGGGGCGGGGACCCUGUCCCAGAGCUACCAGUAUGAGGUGUGUCUGACAGGAGGUACUGGGACAAAUGAGUUCAAAUUCCUGAAGCCGGUCAUGCCCAGUCUUCAACUUCAGGAUGCUGGUUCUAAUAUGCAGGAAAAGGAGAACUUUCGCAAUAGUCUUGGAUUUAAUAUUCAAUAAAAAAAAAUCUCCUAUAAACUCUUAAUAUUUUCCUCUUACUGACAAAUUGCAGAUGCUUUUUUUUUUCUUGAUGUGCAAUGGAUUUUAGGUUUUACUGGUGUUGCAUGCAUUUUCAUUUUACAUGUUUUUCUCACAGUUGCUAUGGGGCUCUAGUGAUGUGACGAAACAAUCUGCACCAUUUGUUUCAUUUAUUUUGAAGUUUUAUGUUAACGGUUCUGCUGUUUGUUAUGCAAGACACAGAAAUGGAAAUACUAACUAAAGUAUUUAGAGUAAAUGCGUUGAGCUGGUGGUUACUGUACCUGGUAGAGUCCACAAGCAGGCAGCUCUGGGUGGAUGAUCUCCAACAAAAGAAAGGGAGGAAGGAAGGGGAGGAGGGAACUAAAAGGGGCAAAUGUCGCCGUAUACGGGAGUUGCUCCAAUACACUAUUAAAACCCAGCAAGCAGAGAUUUUAAAUGUCACUGCAUCUGGGUAGAAAUUAUAUUGUAUCAUUUGUAGUAGUCUCUGUUAGAUUAUUUCAUCAUAAAAGAUUUUUUAAAAUGAUGCCCCUCCAUGUCCAGUCCCAGAGGCCUUUGUGUCCUUAUGUUUUCAAGAACUGAUUUCUGUUCGUGUGACCUGCAUUAAAUACUGACUGCUUAAGUAGUUUUUCCUUAUCUAUUUUCUAAUGAUGCUUUCUAAUUCUCAAAAUAUUCUAGGUCUUGAUACUGCUGUUUUCUUGUUUUUAAAUAGACAAUGUUUGCUUGGUUAAAAUUUGUGGUACUCUAUAUCUGCUUAAAGCAGGUAAUAAGAUCAUAAUCUUGUUCUAAUUAAAAUAGUCUUUUACCAGAAAAGAACAGGA